CUCACACUCUCUCUCUCUCUCUCCCUACGCUCACAGCCGCUAAAAUUACUUUCCCUCGCUUCCCGCUUUUUUUUUCAUUCAAUGGACGAUGAUUGUAAGCAGUUAACUCAUAAAUCUGCGGAGAGUGAUGAUGACUAUUUAUUAGUUCUUGAGAUCUCUGAGACUGACCCUCUCUUUGAGAAAAAGAAGAAAUUACUAGAAGCACUGGGUUUUAAUCCAAAGGGACGUGUAUGCUUCAAAAACUCCACUAAGCCUGAGGCUCUUAAAUAUGCCUUGGAAGUAAUGCUUCAGAGAGCGAGGAUCACACACUUGGAUGAUGUAGAACUUUACUUUGUUGGAGUUUAUGCAAGUCAACAUGUGGGAUUUUGUAGUCCCAGGAAUGAGCUGGAGGCUCUUCAUUCAAUCCUUUCACUCAUUGAUGAGACGCUCUCCAGUGGUAAAAACAUAAAUAGGAAUGUCCUGCAACAUUUACGGAAUGGAACAGUUGUGAUGAUCCAUGAUGUCGGGGACAAAUAUGGAGAUGAGACACAAAUUGUUACUGGCUGCAGCUGUGAGAAGGAGAAGUGUUUAUUACAGUGGGGUGAGAGCUAUGGUGUUAGGACAAAGUUGGAUAUAGCCUAUGUCAAAGGGGCUGGAAGAGGAGCUAUAGCUAGAGAAGAUAUGAAAGUUGGAGACAUUGCUUUGGAGAUUCCCGUGUCUCUCAUAAUUUCUGAGGACCUCGUGCAUGAAUCUGCGAUGUUUCCUAUAUUGGAAAAGAUUGAUGGCAUUUCCUCUGAAACUAUGCUGUUAUUGUGGAGCAUGAAGGAGAAGCACAACCAUAACUCAAAAUUUAAGUCCUUCUUUGAUACAUUGCCAGAAGCAUUUAAUACAGGAUUGAGCUUUGGAAUUGAUGCAAUCAUGGCUUUAGAUGGAACCUUAUUGUUGGAAGAAAUAGUGCAGGCAAAAGAGCACUUGCGUUGUCAGUAUGAUGAGUUAUUGCCUGCACUAUGCAAUGAUCAUCCUGAUGUAUUUCCAGCUGAGGUAUACACAUGGGAGCAGUUCUUAUGGGCGUGUGAGCUGUGGUACUCAAAUAGCAUGAAAGUUAUGUUCACUGAUGGAAAGCUAAGGACAUGCUUGAUUCCUGUGGCAGGCUUUCUCAAUCAUUCGAUAUGCCCACACAUAAUGCACUAUGGCAAAGUAGAUUCUACUACAAAUUCCCUGAAUUUCCCUUUGUCAAGACCAUGCAAUGCGGGUGAACAAUGUUUUCUGAGCUAUGGGAACUUCUCUAGUUCUCAUUUAGUUAACUUCUAUGGUUUCUUACCUCAAGGAGACAACCCCUACGAUAUCAUUCCACUUGAUCUUGAUGUUGCCCUAGUGGACAGUUCUGAGGAUGGGCAUUCCAUCUCUAGCUGGGCCUCCCACAUGGUUCGGGGUACUUGGUUCUCCAAGAACCAUGACAUCUUCCAUUAUGGUUUGCCGCCUCCUCUACUAGAUCAUCUCCGUAGAGCUUGGAAUCCUAUGUUGCAAACUAAUACACUUACAUUGGAAAACUUGGAAAUUGAAUUGGAAAUUCUUGAAGACCUCUGCUCCACCUUUGAAAACAUGAUGGAAGCCCUUGGCGAUACAAAGCUUGACGACAGGGAACAUACCAAUUGGGAUGUAAAGCUAGCAUUGGAGUUCAAAGAUUUACAGCGAAGGAUUGUGUCCUCGAUUGUAACCUCAUGUAAUGCUGGUCGCAAGUUGGUGCAAUAUGAAUUGGGCAAAUGUAUGGCUUAGCACAGAUAAGGGUAGAUGGGACAACAGGUAGCAUUAUCAAUCUCUCCUUUGAUUCCAAGAUUUUUAAAUUUUUUUUGUCCAAAGUAAGCAAUAGAUUGGAAACUGUUGUACAGCAUAUAAUAGGCUUAUCAGUUGGUAUUUGCCAAGAUGACAUUGAACUCAUUAUCUAGUAGGUAUCAAAUAUUAGGCCAAGAUGCCAGUAGCCUUUCAUCCUCCAACCACAUAGUGGCCUUCUGUAUUCUCUCUGAUUAUUCGCUAUGCGGCGCAAAUUAUAGAAUAAUCUUAUUGAUUGGUUG
Messenger RNA from Ilex paraguariensis (yerba mate), 2051 nucleotides. Lineage: Eukaryota; Viridiplantae; Streptophyta; Magnoliopsida; Aquifoliales; Aquifoliaceae. The record is from the annotation of a GenBank genome assembly.